Molecule: messenger RNA, 2484 nt
Organism: Fusarium odoratissimum NRRL 54006
Lineage: Eukaryota; Fungi; Ascomycota; Sordariomycetes; Hypocreales; Nectriaceae
Exons: 5
Coding region: 69-2363 (764 amino acids)
Biological process (GO): Golgi organization; cytoplasm to vacuole targeting by the Cvt pathway; intra-Golgi vesicle-mediated transport
Cellular component (GO): cis-Golgi network; membrane; COG complex
Source: RefSeq, a predicted model, not a curated record
AUUCAACGCCUGUUGCGUGGCUUCAAAGUUACAGGAGCUCCCGUGAACCCUUGAGCUCUGUCAACACCAUGUACGAGGACUCUUGGUAUACGCUGAUGCCCGACUUGGGCACCAGCAAGAAGAGUCACUCUAGUAGCCAUAGUCAAAGUCAUGGUCACCGCCGCAAGGAGUCUCUGCUCCAACAACCCAAUGAAACAGGCCAAACACACGAAGCUGCGACGCCAAUGCCAAAUGUUUACGAAGAAAUCGAGGAUACCGACACUCCGCCAGAACCGACGGUCCUUCGCCGUGCCAGUUCCUACUCCGACUUCUAUCGAGUGGUCAAGGAACAGCUGUCUAAAGACACACGACCACGGCCUAAGAAGACCGACAAGCACAGCAGAGCAUGGGAAGCUCUGACGCUUCCAGACUCUAGUCAAGAACUUGAAAAACACGACGCCAUUAGCCUUGAAUCGUACGAUGAGCAAUUGCUGGAUGCCAGUCAGCAGGAAUACUUACUAUAUCGCGACCAACUUACUGUCACGGAGCGUCACUUAGAUGGGCUUAUCGAAGAUGCAAACGCGACGCUAAAACUUCUUACCUCCCUAUCGAACUCUUUCGGCUCCGUCGAGGCGCAAACGUCAACUUUCCAAUCGCAAUGCGAGGAACUUUUGCAGGAACAAAGAAGGCUGGAAGUCUUGGCCGACGACGUCGGAACCGAUCUUCAUUACUAUGCGUACCUCGACAAUGCAACAAGACGUCUCAAUGCGCCAGGCGCCAGCCGACUGGUCGAUGAUGCCUCUUUUGGAGAGAUGGUCGAGAAUAUUGACGCCUGCAUCGUCUUUAUGGAGAAUCAUCCGACAUACCGCGACCGCGAUACCUAUCUUGCACGAUACACUGCGCUCCUCACAAAAGCCCUUCAUCUUCUUGAGCAUGGCUAUAAGACCUCACUGGAAAAGGUAUCACCUGAAAUCGGCCGUCAGAUUAUAGCUACAAAAUCCGAGUCGGCUCGCCAUGCGCUUGCGUAUGGUCGUUUCCAAGAGAUGAUGCUGGACUCGUAUGGCUUGAUACCCAAUGUUCACCGAAUCAUACGCCGCGCAUAUGAUUCUUACGGCCAGCGAAACGAGUCCUGCACUCACUUUGAGACCUACGCAAAUACAGCUAAUAGCAUCAUUCAUACCCAUCUCACGACACGAGAUCGCGACUUGAAAGUUUUGACGCAAUCUGAUAUUGCAGAGUUCCAUAAAGAAGUCAAGAGCCUUUCGGCUGAGACAGCAUCGCGAAAUUUUAUCAAGCAAUGCUUCGAACGCAUGUACAACGAGGAGAAUCUGUUCGUGAAACUCUUUGAUGUGGAACCCAUAUGGACACAGGCAGCAGACUCAGUGUUUCAGGCGAUCAAACCCAUCAACACCACCAUUGCUCAUCCUGGCAACUUGACGCCAUUGGUGACUAACCUCCAGACUGUCCUACAGACUGCACCAUUGGAGACGACGUGCAACGUGGUGGGCUUGUUAGCCAACGAAUAUUUUGGUGCCGAUUUAGAUGAUAUGGAGUCGCCAUAUUUCAUCAAAUGCAAGCAAUACACCUCACAACUUCUUGCCCAUCAUCUGUGGCCCUUGACAGAUACAGUUUUUGAGGCGGAAGUCACAAAAACGAUCACAAAGGCGCCUGUUCAAGACGCUUCUCUGAAGAUCGGACCUGUUGUCGGUGGCGUAGCGUCAUCGAACGCCCAUCCCUUAGUCAAACAAGCCAUUAAACUUCUGAGCAUGUAUGAGAAUUGCAUGCCUAAAGAAAGAUCUUCAAAAAAUAGUUCAGUCGUGUUCAAUAUUGUUCGAGAAACCAUUCAGGUGCUCCAACGCGCAGAAGCAAGGAUACAGUCAUUAAAGGCUGGCACAGAUCCUGAUCUGUUUAUGGUGAAAAACUUACUCAUCAUAAAGAAUGAGCUGGUUUCGUUGGAGAUCGGUGACAUUCGAAACCAUGGUGCUUCUAUGCAGCACUUUGUUCACAUCUGGGAUACCCUGAGCCCCCAGAAUUGGGUCGGUUUCUUUUCCAACAUCAUCGGUGGCGGUCUAUGGUCUAGAGGCACACCCUCCGUGACAGCUAAAACCUUGACUGUUGAGGAUAUGAACGAGCAGCUUGAUGAGUUACUGCGACAGUCUAUCUACAACUUCACACAUCGCUGGGGUACUCUGAUGAACGACUCGCAGAAUAGAAAGCCUGGAGUGAAGCCAAUCGCGAAGGUGGAAGCUGAACUAGAAAGCUUACUCAUGACUGCGUUCAGCAACCAGCCUGAAGUGGUUGGAAAACUGAAGGAGGCUAUUGAGCAGCAUGCGCAGGCGCAGAAUGAUGCGAAAGAUGAGAAGCAAGGAGUAAGACGAUACUGAAGAGAAGGAAAUUGGGUGUGACAAUAGAAGCGAGUAUUGCCUGAUAUAAAGAUCCAGACUGACGAUCUUGGAAUAAUGACCAAUUUCAUAUGCACAUACAAUCGUACAUACCUAGGUACCU